Messenger RNA from Eurytemora carolleeae, 6901 nucleotides. RefSeq names its product acetyl-CoA carboxylase (gene ACC). Gene Ontology annotation, biological process: fatty acid biosynthetic process. The record is from RefSeq and is a predicted model, not a curated record. Gene Ontology annotation, molecular function: ATP binding; acetyl-CoA carboxylase activity; metal ion binding. NCBI's taxonomy places the organism in Eukaryota, Metazoa, Arthropoda, Copepoda, Calanoida, Temoridae.
GCUGGUAUACAGUUUAUGGGACCUAGUGAGUCAGCUAUGUGGUUGCUAGGGGAUAAGGUUGCUAGUAGUAUAGUAGCUCAGACUGCUAAUGUUCCAACUUUGCCUUGGUCAGGGUCAAAUCUAAAGGCUGAGACUACGAGUGAGGGUAAGAUACGAGUGUCCAGUCUAAACUCCAGAGGAGAACUGUUCCGGAAGGGUUGUGUCAGGAAUGUUGAAGAAGGAAUAAAACAAUCUGAAGAAAUUGGAUUCCCAGUCAUGAUUAAAGCCAGCGAAGGAGGAGGAGGGAAGGGUAUACGGAGAGCCAUGACAGCAGAAGAGUUCCCAAACCAGUUCAGAAAUGUGCAAAUGGAGGUUCCUGGUUCUCCUAUUUUUAUCAUGAAGCUAGCCGCGAAUGCUCGUCACCUUGAAGUCCAACUACUAGCGGACGAAUAUGGGACAGCAAUCAGCCUUUUCAGCAGGGACUGUUCAAUUCAGCGGCGUCAUCAGAAAAUAAUUGAAGAAGCUCCUGUAGUAGUUGCUGACAGCGCUGUAGUAGAAGAGAUGGAGAAAGCAGCUGUCAGACUGGCUGAACUGGUUGGGUACAGAAGUGCAGGAACUGUAGAGUAUCUUUACGAUAAUGAUAAAAACUUCUACUUUCUGGAGCUUAACCCUAGGUUGCAGGUUGAGCACCCCUGUACCGAGAUGGUUGCCAAUGUGAACCUUCCUGCUGCUCAGCUUAUGAUAGCUAUGGGAAUACCUUUGCACAGGAUUAAGUCGAUCCGUUCCUUGUGGGGUCAAAAUGAGAGUUCUGAGAGUCCAAUGGAUUUUAACAUUAUGACUAAACCCUCUCCUUCAGGUCAUGUUAUCAGUGCCCGUAUAACCAGUGAGAACCCGGAUGAAGGUUUUAAACCAACCUCAGGCACAGUCCAGGAUCUAAACUUCAAGUCCAGUAAGAAUGUGUGGGGAUACUUCAGUGUAUCUAGCAGUGGAGGACUUCAUGAGUACGCAGACAGUCAGUUCGGACAUCUGUUCAGUUGGGGGGAGAACAGAGAGAGAGCUAGAGAAAAUCUGGUUGUAGCCUUGAAGGAGCUUUCUAUCCGGGGAGACUUCAGGACCAUUAUAGAGCAUCUGAUCAUGAUCUUGGAGAAGCAGGAAUUCCAGGUCAACAGCUUUAACACUGGUUGGCUUGAUGAGCUGAUCGCUGCGAAGGAACAAGCUGAGAAACCGGAUCUAAUGCUUAGCAUUAUCUGUGGUGCUCUUAGCAUUGCUCAUCAAACUAUUCUCACCAACUUCCAAUCCUUCAAAACCUCGCUGGAACGAGGGCAAACCCAGCCGGCCUCUCUUCUAGGUUCAACGGUUGAUGUUGAUUUAAUCUACGAGGGAUUCAAGUACCAUGUUACUGUGACUAAGACUAGUCCGAUUAUGUACUGGGUCGAAAUCAAUGGGUCGCAUAAGGAAGUUGAGGUUCACCACAUGAGUGACGGUCUGCUUCAUCUUUGUAUUGAGGGACACAGCUACAACACGUACAUGCACGAGGAGGCAGAGGGGUACAGGGUGGUGGUUGGAAACCAGACUGUGGUGUUCGAAAAGGAAAAUGAUCCAAGCAUUCUAAGAGCAACAAGUCCUGGAAAGCUGAUCAAGUAUCUAGUGAUGGAUGGAGAACAUGUGGACCGGGACCAGGAGUACUGUAUCAUUGAAGUCAUGAAGAUGUCAAUGACUCUACGAGCGAGAGAGUCUGGGUUAAUCCAUUUCACAAAGCGAACCGGUGCAAUUCUUGAGACUGCUAGUAUAAUUGCAACCAUGACCUUGGAUGAUCCAAGUCAGUGUAUGCGAGCAACUCUUAACACUGAGAUGGUAUUCCCAAGCAGUCAGGACUCCCCAGCCGGACCCUUCUCCCUACACGAAGAGUUUAUGCAUGUCAGAUCACAGUUGGAGAACGCACUAGCUGGAUACAGUUGUCCAGAUCAGUAUUUUGAAUCAGUCAUUCGGAAACUUGUCAAGGACUUCCUGCGACUUCUCCAUGAUCCCCGCCUGCCCUUAAACAAUAUGAAUGAUGUUAUGUCAAGCAUCGGUAGUCGAUUGCCCAAUGAUCUCGGCCGAUUAAUCGCCAAGUCCCUGAAGAACUAUGAGCAAAACAUAACGAGCGUUAUUGCUCAGUUUCCGUCUCAGAGAAUAACGAACGAGAUUGACAAGAUAAAUGCUCGGCUACCAGCUGGAGAACGAGAUAUAUUUGAGAUGACAAUAGCGCCUGUUGUUGAGGUUUGCAAGAAGUUCCGUCAUGGUGUGCGGGGAAUGCUGAAGGCGCAGACCCAUUAUCUCAUUUCCAAAUAUCUAGAGGUGGAAGCAUACUUCCAGGUUGGACAGUAUGACAAGGUUGUGAGUCAGAUGAGACAAAGUGCUGGACCUAGAGCAGAUAUGAGCAAUAUAGUCGAUAUCAUAUUCGCACACAAGCAGUACAGGAAGCGGAACUUUGUGAUCACUUGUUUGUUGGAGGAACUGUUUAAACAGGAAGCUAGACUUAUGUCAGAGUUAAAACCAGUUUUAACAGAGUUGACCACCCUUGUCAAACAGGAGAACAGUACUGUCUGCCUUAAAGCCAGAACCAUUCUUAUUGCCUGCGAGAAACCAACCUAUGAUCUUAGGUAUAAUCACAUGGAGAAAAUGUUCCUUGAUGCAACAAAUAAGACAGAGGAUUCGGCCACAAAUCUUCAUAAGAUGAUAACAGAUGAAUCGGCCAUAUUUGACAUUUUGGGAGAUUUCUUCUACCAUGUGGACGAUGCGGUGUGCCAGGCCGCGUUAGAAGUUUAUGUACGCCGCGCAUUUAUCUCUUAUGAUCUAACCUGUCUGCAACAUCAACGGUUACCCCAGGGACAAACAGCUGUUCAUUUUCAGUUCUUGCUCCCUCAAUCUCAUCCUAGCAGAUGUUAUCACAACGUGAAAUCUCUGGCACCAUCGUUUGAAUCUCCGAUGUCAUUGAGAGAGAAUUUUGAUGAAUGCCAGCGCACAGGAGCCAUCUGUGCUUUUGACAACUAUCAGGAGUUUCUCAACGAUCAUGAGACCAUUCUGGAAAUGUAUGAUAACACACAGGACCAGGAUUAUGAUUCAAGGUUUGGUUUCAAUCCUGGAACUCCCAGAUCUUUUGAUGAUCGAGGAGGAUAUCUAGGAGGUCAGAAUGAAGAACGAGAACCAACCAAUAUACUGUAUGUAGCGGUAAAGUUUCCAGCUGAAGAGUCUGAUGAACAGAUAGCCAGCAAACUUGAUAUAUUCUGCCAGUCCAGGCAUGGUUGGCUGUUCCAAUCCCAGAUCAGACGGAUUACAUUCAUCAUUCUUGGGACCAGAUCAUUCCCACGCUACUUUACAUUCCGGUCGAGGAAGGAGUUCCAGGAGGAUCGGAUAUAUCGGCAUCUUGAACCAGCGCUUGCCUUCCAGCUUGAGCUCAACAGACUUAAAAACUACGACCUGGUUUCAAUUCCUACUGCAAGUCAAAAGAUGCAUCUUUAUCUUGCGAUGGCGAAGGUUGCACGUGGUCGACAGGUAAGCGACUAUCGGUUCUUUAUCCGGUCCAUCAUCCGGCAUUCGGAUCUUGUAACUGCAGCAGCAUCGUUUGAAUACAUGAAGAAUGAAGGAGAACGGCUUCUACUGGAGGCUUUAGAUGAACUUGAAGUAGCGCACUCGCACGAGCAGGCCGGUCAAACUGAUGGAAACCAUAUUUUCCUUAACUUUGUACCAUGCGUUACUAUGGAUCCUACCAUCAUAGCUGAAGACAUCCGUGAUAUUGUUUUGAAGUAUGCUAGUCGACUUCUCAAACUCAUGGUUAAAUGCGCUGAAAUCAGGUGUACAGUACGAUCCCGUCCAACCUCCCCUCCUACCACGCACAGGAUAUGCAUCAACAAUGAGAACGGAUAUGUGCUAAACAUCAACAUGUAUCAGGAGGUCACUGAUCCAAACACAGGAGUCAUCAAGUUCUCCUCAGUAGAGAAGAUGGGGUCUGAGAAAGGUCCUUGGCAUGGACUCCCCGUGUCUACUCCCUACAUGACUAAGGACCACCUGGAGAUGAAACGAAGUAAAGCCCAGGCAGCUAACACCACCUAUGUCUACGAUUUCCCUGAAAUUUUCAAGAUAAAUGUUGCAUCUGCUUGGAAGGAUUUUGUCACUACAGCCCGGAGCCCUGUAAAUCCUCCAAAUCCGUCUGACAUGGUCACUGUUGUUGAGUAUCAUCUGAACGAUCAGGAUCGUCUAGUUCCUGUCAAACGGUUUCCUGGAGAGAAUCUGCUAGGGAUGGUUGCCUGGAAAAUGACGCUGAAAACGGUAGAGUUUCCAAAUGGUAGAGAUGUUAUUGUAAUUGCCAAUGACAUAACAAUUGAAAUUGGGUCGUUUGGUCCCAGGGAGGAUUUGUUAUUCAAGGAAGCAAGUGUUCUAGCGAGAAAACUCGGUAUCCCCCGUAUUUAUCUGGCUGCAAACUCUGGAGCUAGAAUUGGAUUGGCCAAUGAGGUUCGGGAAAAGUUUAACGUGGCCUGGGAUGAUCCCACGGACCCGGAGAAGGGUUUCUCUGGACUCUACUUGAGCCCCGAGGACUACCUGGAGCUGCAGAGUAAAGGAGAUAUAGUGAGAGCGGAGUUAACGACCGGGAACCAAUACAGGAUAACCGAUAUUCUGGGGAAAGCAAAUGAUAUUGGAGUCGAGAACUUGGCAGCGGCGGGGAUGAUCGCUGGAGAAACUGCUCAGGCCUACAAUGAAAUAGUUACAAUAAGUAUGGUCUCUGCUAGAGCAAUCGGGAUUGGAGCUUAUUUGGUGAGGCUUGGUCAGCGAGUGGUUCAGAUUGAAAACUCUAGUAUUAUACUCACAGGUGCUGCUGCUCUUAACAAACUAUUGGGUCGCGAAGUGUACACCUGUAAUACCCAGCUAGGUGGUGUACAGAUAAUGUACAACAAUGGUGUAUCCCAUAAAACAGAGCGGAAUGAUUCUGAAGGGGUGGGACGGAUGCUACACUGGCUCUCCUAUAUGCCGGCCUACAAAGGAGGUCCUCUACCUAUCCUGGAGUAUAAAGAUACCUGGGAUAGAGAGGUUCAGUUUACUCCACCACAAUCCAGGAACGGAAACCUUGAUCCUCGGUUCCUUAUUACUGGAACGGAUGGAGAAUUAGGACUAUUUGACUCCGGGUCCUGGGAUGAGAUUCUCCAACCUUGGGCUCCAACUGUAGUUGUAGGACGAGCAAGGCUUGGAGGGAUACCCCUGGGUGUUAUUGCUGUAGAGCAAAGAACAGUUGAAGUGACUCUUCCUGCUGACCCUGCUAACGCAGACAGCGAGGCUAAGACGGUCAGUCAGGCGGGUCAAGUCUGGUUUCCGGAUUCUUCAUUCAAAACUGCUCAGUCUGUGUAUGAUUUUAACCGUGAAGGAUUACCCCUUGUAAUCCUGGCAAACUGGAGAGGAUUCUCAGGAGGGAUGAAGGAUAUGUUUGAUCAGAUAGUAAAGUUUGGUGCCUGGAUUGUUGAUGCUCUGCACCACUAUACUCAACCUAUCCUAGUUUAUCUUCCUCCUUGGUCAGAACUCAGGGGUGGUAGUUGGGUUGUUAUAGAUCCAACUAUAAACCCUGGUAUGAUGGAAAUGUAUGCCGACCCUACUGCUAGGGGUGGAGUACUAGAACCUGAAGCUACUGUGGAGAUUAAAUAUCGAGCAAGAGAGAUCCGUCGGACCAUGGAACGGUUGGAUCCUGAGAUGAAACUGCUAGCUGAGCAGCUCAACCAAGCAGUUUCAAACUCUGAGGAGAAGAUGAACCUUGAGACAAGGUUCAAGAGGAGGGAGGAGAUGUUGGCUGGAGUUUAUCAUCAGAUCGCUGUCCAGUUUGCUGAGCUUCAUGAUACCCCUGUGCGUAUGAAGGAGAAGGGAGGAGUAAGGGAGAUUAUUCCCUGGAGAAAUUCCCGUAGGUUUCUAUACUGGAGAAUGCUUCGAAAAAUUAGAGAGACAAAACUGUCGGAACAGGUCCAGCAGGUUCAAGCUGACCUGGAGCAGAAUCAGCUAGCAGCCAUGCGUAAGCGUUGGUUUGUCGAGGACCAUCCCGGUCAACCUCAUUUAUGGGAGGAUGACCGCACUGUAGCGGAGUGGCUGCUCGGUCAGAUCAAUCCGAACUCGAAAUCUGUGUCCCAGGAUAACAUUAAGAUUCUAAAAAGAGAUACACUCAUUGCAAGCUUGAAAAAUCUUACACCAGACCUUGCUCAAGAACUAGGAGUUCAUCUUGUGCAACGCAUGAGCCCUGAAAAGAGAGCUGAGUUUAUCGAAUCUAUUUCCUCGAUGAAGGAGGAAGAAGAUGCAACCAGUGUCUCAUCUACUGAAGGAGAAAUUUAGAGAGAACUAUCUAAUACUCAGUCUAUUUACACCUACAAGCCUACGACUAAAGCGAAGACCACAAUACUCAACUAUUCCACUUGUUUUCGCAAUUUUACUAUGCAUACGCAUUGCGCAUGCGCUAAUAAAUCAAUUUCCGUCACGUGCGCAAUUAAAUUAAUUUCCGUCACGCUUAUGCUUAUACUUAUGCUUACAAAAAUGCUUUGAAAAAGUGUCAUAAUUUUUCUAUUUUACUUGAAUAAACAACGAGCUUAAAUUGAACAAAAAGCGCAAAAUAUUUACAAUUUAAAAGUAACAUUUUAUUGAACCUUAAAUAUUUUUCUUUUUUCAUUCCUAGUCGUGAAAUGUAAAGUUAUAUAGUCAUUUGUUAGAUUUAAAAUUAUAUUGAGUCAUUUAUAUUUUAGUUUUUGUUUUGUUUUUAUCUGUAAAAGUAUAUAUUAUAAUCAUAUUAUAAACGGUCUAUUAUGGGAGCUUUGAAAAGUCAGUCCACAGUUGAACGUUGUUCAUCUGAAAAUUAUUGUCAAAAUUUUUAAUCAGAAGUAUUGUAAAAUCUAACUAAUCAACAAAUUGUGAUAAAAUU